This is a messenger RNA of Camponotus floridanus (Florida carpenter ant), 2017 nucleotides long. RefSeq names its product 4-coumarate--CoA ligase-like 7. The transcript has 9 exons. Gene Ontology annotation, biological process: long-chain fatty acid metabolic process; fatty-acyl-CoA biosynthetic process. Gene Ontology annotation, molecular function: long-chain fatty acid-CoA ligase activity. Bases 105 to 1787 code for a protein of 560 amino acids. The record is from RefSeq and is a predicted model, not a curated record. NCBI's taxonomy places the organism in Eukaryota, Metazoa, Arthropoda, Insecta, Hymenoptera, Formicidae.
AUAACCGUUGUAAUGUACAAUAGUGGUAUUUUCAUAAUUUAACGCACUUUCAAUAUUAUUACUGCAAUAACACAAAUAAAAAGAAACGCCGAAAUACUAACGAAAUGGUAUCCAAGCUCCCCUUCAAGAUAGAAAAUGAUAUAUUGAUUGGGGAAGAAGAUCUAAUCGAUGAUAGUUGCAUCAAUACCGGAGAAUUGAUUUUAAACGCAUUUAAAUCCAGACCGGACUUCAUUGGUCAAGUGGAUGCAAUGACGGGAGAAGAAAAUACAUUCCAGCAAAUGAGAGAACGGAGCGUAAAAUGUGCAUUAUGGCUGAAAAAAUUAGGUGUUCAACACAAUGACAUUAUAAUAGUGUAUACUUCUAAUCAUUUGGAUACUUACAUACCUUUUUUAGCGACUCUAUAUAUCGGCGUUGUUUUGUAUAUAUGUAAUAUAAAUAAGCCGAUAAAUUUACUAUGCCAUUUGCAAGCUCAUCCAAAAGUAAUUUUUGCCGAUGUUGACAAAGCUUCGUCAAUCCUCAAAUUGACAAAAGCAAUGAACAUUUCUACGACAAUUGUAGUUUUUAUAAGAGAAAACAAAGAGAGUGAGCAUAAAAUGGAAGAGAAGUUUCAAUCUUUAAAAUUUAUUUUAAAUAGUAAUUUUAAUAAAACCGAAAUCAAUGAAUUUUCUUGUACAAAAUUGAAGAGUAGUAAAGACACCGCAGUGAUACUACUUUCUUCUGGUUCAACUAAUGUGAUUCGACAACAUGUGACAAUUCCGCAUGCGUUCUUCACAGCACCCUCGAAUCAGCAGAUACCUGCUAUGGAAUCUAAUGAUGUUGGCCUAUGGAUCGAAUCUUUGCAUUGGAAUAUCAGUUUGCUUUUGACAGUUCGCGCUAUUUUUUCAUACGUGAAAGCAAUCAAAAUAAAUAUAUUUUUAAACCCUAAAGACAAUUUAAUUUCAGACUCAGAUGUUAAAUAUCUUUGUAGUGCUAUACAAAAAUAUAAGGUAAAUUGGGUAUUUCUGAAAAAUGAUAUGAGUAGAGGGUUCAUUAAUUUCAAAAUUUUCGAGAAAUACGACGUCUCUUCCUUGAAACAAAUAAUAAUCGGUGGCAGACAACUUUGUACAGAAGUUUACUUACGUUUUACUUUUGCGCUGCCAAACACUUCUUUUAGUAAAGUAUAUUGUUUGCCUGAAGUAGGUGUGAUCACCUAUCAACCAAAGACUAGAAAAUUUGGAGAUAGCGGUCAUGUGAGUAAAAAUGUUUCUUUGUUGAUUGCUGAUCCUAUUACUAAUUCUCCGUUGAAAGUACAAAAAAUAGGUGUUAUCUGCUGCAAAUCUCCAUCUUUAACAAACGGCUACUUAACUUCUAUGCGCGGAACUUUAGAGAGUGUUACCGAUGAUAAAGGAUGGUUCCAUACUGAUGAUAUGGGCUUCUAUGAUUCAGAUGGUAAUAUCCACAUUCUUGAACGUCGUAGAAAUGUUAUAACAUACCAAAAUCAUACUAUUUUACCAAUAUCUAUCGAGCAUAUAUUAAAAAUGCAUCCGAAGGUAAAAGACGCUUGUGUAAUACCUAUAUAUGAUAGGAUUGAUGGUCAUCAUCCAUUUGCAGUCGUUGCACAAAAGGAAGAUUCAGAGAUAACGAAGGAGGAGUUAAUAAAAUUUGUAGCAAGUAAAGUAUUCAAGCUUCGUGCGGAGUGCGUCAUGAUCGAAGAUUUUCCAUAUCUUCCCAAUGGAUAUCCGAAUCGAAGAGCUAUUUCUAUACUGGCAAAGGCUUAUAAAAAAUUCCAGAUUUUGUACCUCAGCUGAUACUUCUAAAAUGACCCCCAACUUUUAUCAGUCUCCUCCCAUCCAGUUUCAAGAGUAAAGUAUUCUUUUCUAUCAGAAGGAUCAAUCGCUACUUAUGUAAUUGAGACAGCAUAAUUUGUAUCAUCAAAAUAUAAAGUUUCAGAUUUUUGUACUCCCGCCGGUUCUUUAGAAACUAUCCUCGAUCCCCAGUCUUAAGAGAUAUUAAAUCAAUACUUUCUAUGAUCAUUAGC